AUGUCGGACUUAUCAGACUAUGAGGCUUACUUGGAGGACGAUUUUGAACCUGCGAAUUUUGCGAAUGGGUUGGUUCUUUCGACAAAUAAUCCCGAUGACGACAGUAUAGAUUUAUUAACGUCGUUGAAGAGAUUGAAGUUUGACUUGAAAGACAUUGAUAAGCGGAUUAAAAGGAGCGUGGAUGCCAAUUGCUCGGAUCUUUUGAGUGAAUUUGAAAAUGUGGAGAGGUUUUCGGCCACCGUUAGUGAAUUGGAUCCUGCAUGGAAACAGCUCAACUCGUCAUAUUCUAGAUUGGACACUGAGAUCCUAGAGCCUUAUAACGAAUGCAAUCGCAUCCAUUCAGCUUUGAGAAGAAUCCAUCAAACUUCCACUUUGUUAAGAUCUUCGGUGUAUUUCUUGUAUCUUAUUGGGAAGAUCGAGGAGAUAGACAAAAGUGAUCAAGCUAUGAAUAGAAAGCCUUUUAAGAACUUACUACUUUUAGCCAAGUUACUCGAUCAGGUGAGAGCGCAUUUGGCAGACUCUUCGUAUCUAAAGUCUUUGAAGCUAGUAAGAGAUUUUGAACAGUUUCAGCCGAGUCUAAUCACCCAUUGUGUGGACCUGUGUGCUGCUAACUUUAAGCAGUUCAACGUGGAUCAGUGUGAUAGUCCAUCGAUAUUGAAUAUAGUCAAUGCACUUCUAUAUUUAUCAGAGGGAACUUUUUACAAUCAAUUGCAGCAGUUACUUUCGACAAAGGUGAAUCAGUCUGUAACUUCAAUAACGAGAAGUCUCAAUAAUUUGAAGAGUUUCCAUAGGGUGUUUGAGGAGGUUUCCAAGAAUGCAAAGUUGUUUGCAACGUUGGACAAGUUAAUGAAUGAAAAUCCGUUUAUUGAUCCAGCUGGUGAUAGAAAGAUAUGGGAUGAGGUAAAGGUUAAGUUGGAUAUGAAUACUUCGUUGGUAACAGGAUUCUGGAGAGAUGUCGCUACAGGAAUAGAGCCCCGCUUUAGAGCAAUCAUAUUGAAAGGCGGUCCAAUCUCUCGAAACUUGAAGUCCUCCCAAGACGACAUCAAAUCUCUAAUCAAACAAUCGGUAUUAAGUUCUUUACAAGAUGGCCAGGUGGGAGAAUGCAUCGAGGUGACUUUGAUGCUUAAUAGUGUUCACUCUCUAGAUUUGCAAGCUUAA
Molecule: messenger RNA, 1158 nt
Organism: Brettanomyces nanus
Lineage: Eukaryota; Fungi; Ascomycota; Pichiomycetes; Pichiales; Pichiaceae
Exons: 1
Coding region: 1-1158 (385 amino acids)
Biological process (GO): intra-Golgi vesicle-mediated transport
Cellular component (GO): COG complex
Source: RefSeq, a predicted model, not a curated record